UAGCAGGGGCUUUCAAUAUGGCGGCCAGAUUCUUAACGUUGCUGUUUUCACAGGAGGAAGUUGUCUGAAAUCAAUAACAUUGUUGGACUUCAGACUGUUUGUUGGUUACUUUAUAACGCAAACAAGCAAAAAAACAGCGUAACUAGCUGACAAUGGCGAGUUGCCGUUUGACGACGUUUCUUGCAUCAAAUACGAACUCGGAAGCUAAUUUAGUUAGCAAGCUAGUCAGAGCUAAUCAUAGCUAAUCAGAGCUAGCUAGUAAAAUAAGUCGUUUUACUGGCAAAAAAGGAGCUGUUUAACAUAAAAAUGUCUCUUUCUGAAUCAGAAGAAAGUUCUCCUCUGCUGAAAGGAGAUGCUGAAAGCAUGCAGGAUGCGGAGAGGAGCCGAUGGAGGUCAAUCAGGGUCAUGUACUUCACCAUGUUCCUCAGCAGCGUGGGGUUCACAAUCGUCAUCACGUCCAUCUGGCCUUAUCUACAGAAGAUCGACGUCAGCGCAGACGCUAGUUUCCUGGGUUGGGUCGUGGCUGUGUUCAGCCUCGGACAGAUGGUGGCGUCGCCCUUAUUUGGACUUUGGUCCAAUCACAGACCUCGAAAGGAGCCUCUGGUGUGUUCCAUAGUCAUCAACAUCACAGCUAACAUAUACUACUCCUACGUGUACCUGCCUCCGUCUCACAACAAAUACCACAUGCUCCUGGCUCGGGCGUUCGUCGGAUUCGGAGCAGGUAACGUAGCUGUCGUGAGGUCUUACGUAGCAGGAGCCACUUCGCUGAAGGAGAGAACCAGCGCUAUGGCCAACAUGAGCGCGUGCCAGGCUCUGGGCUUCAUCCUGGGCCCAGCUCUUCAGGCAGGUCUGUCGUUUAUCGGUGAGAAAGGAUUCAGCUUGGACGUCAUUUCCCUGAAGCUUAACAUGUACACGGCGCCGGCGCUGCUCGCCGCCUGCUUCGGCAUCAUCAACAUCCUGCUGGUCAUCAUCGUCCUGAGAGAGCAUCAUGUCGAUGACCACGGCAACCAGAUCAGACCCAUUAACUACGUCUCAACAGAGCAUCUCGUCGUGCCUCCUGAGGCAGAAGGGAACAUCGACCAGGUCGCAGUGCUUACAUCCAACAUCCUCUUCUUCAUCAUCCUCUUCAUUUUCGCUGUGUUUGAAACUAUAGCCACUCCUUUAUCGAUGGACAUGUUCGCGUGGACGAGGAAAGAAGCCGUCCUGUACAACGGGAUCAUUUUGGCGGCCAUCGGCUUCGAGUCCAUUAUAGUGUUCCUUGUGGUGAAGCUGAUCUCUGUGAGGUUUGGUGAUCGUCCGGUGCUCUUAGGAGGCCUCGUCAUCAUAUUUAUGGGCUUCUUUAUCCUGCUACCUUGGGGACACCAGUACCCAAAAAUUCAGUGGGCAGAUCUUCAGAACAACUCCAUGCCAGCUUUGGGACAUUCCCUGGUCUCUAACAGUAGUGUAGAACCGACCGGAUGUCCUUCAGAUCAGACCUGGUGCCAGUUCACCCCCGUCAUCCACCUGGCCCAAUACCUGACGUCUGAUCUCCUGAUAGGAGUGGGUUACCCCGCCUGCAACGUCAUGUCCUACACGCUGUACUCCAAGAUCCUCGGACCCAAACCACAGGGUGUGUAUAUGGGCUGGCUCACAGCCUCAGGCAGCGCUGCUCGGACCCUGGGCCCCGUGUUUGUCUCUCAUGUCUACACCAUGUUGGGUCCUCGCUGGACCUUCAGUCUGAUCUGUGGCAUCGUCCUGGUGGCCAUCCUGCUCCUCACAUCUAUGUACAGACGACUUAUAUCCUUCUCCGUGCGCUACGGAACGAUACAGGAGUGAUUGUCUGAAGACAUAUUGUGACAUUUUACGAACUAAAGACUCUGGGUAGUGGGGGAUGGAGAGAUGGAUGGAACGUGUGUGUGUAAGGGCUUAGAUCAUGGUAGAUCACUGAGGUAACGUGCAAUUAAUACUGAGAAAUAAAAGAAAUAACAUUCAGAACUUGGACAAAAGUCAAAAGUUAAAUGUUCUUAUUAUCAGCGUAAUAAGAAACUGGAGGAACUCACUCAUAUUUGCACAUUUUAAUGAACAUUAUAACUUGUGUUUUAACUUUUAUUUUAUUAACCUUCUGACGGGUAUUUCCACUUAAUCCAGGUCUAUUAAUUACACGAUACGUGUAAAAGCAUUAAAACUGGUCCAAACUUUGUGGAGAAGUUUUCUGUAAAACACUGAACUGUAAAAACGACUGUAAUUAUCAUCCAUUAAACAUUUUAAUUUAGCUAAAA
Messenger RNA from Tachysurus vachellii, 2258 nucleotides. It is a transcript of the gene mfsd8, whose product is annotated as major facilitator superfamily domain containing 8. The record is from RefSeq and is a predicted model, not a curated record. Bases 307 to 1815 code for a protein of 502 amino acids. Gene Ontology annotation, cellular component: lysosomal membrane. Lineage: Eukaryota; Metazoa; Chordata; Actinopteri; Siluriformes; Bagridae. The transcript has 12 exons. Gene Ontology annotation, biological process: transmembrane transport. Gene Ontology annotation, molecular function: transmembrane transporter activity.